CCGGGCCCCGAGGAGGAGCGCGCCGCAGCUGCCGGGAAUGUGCCGCCGGCGGAGGGCGGUUAGCCAUUAGCCCCAGCGCCGGAGCGGGGCAUUGUGGGAUGCCUCGGAAGCCAGCGAGAGAGCGCGCACACACACAAUAUGUGUUGGCUCGCGAAAAAAAAAAGGAGGCAGAGAGGCUUGGGAGCCCGCUGUAAUGUAGGCAGGAGCAGCCCGAUGUGAAGCGGGAGCUCGCCUUUCGCGGCGAUCCGGCGCCGAGGCACCAUGUCGUUCAAAGAGAUCAAGGCAGGAGAGAAAGCCAAGCCCGGCGGAGAAGACCAUGGCAAGAAGCAGGCUCCGAGUUGGAUCAACGGAAUGGAGAGCAGCUCCCAAGCCAGCACCUCCGCCGAGAAGAAGAACCACCAUUGGAAAAGUUACAAGUUGAUUAUUGACCCGGCUCUGAAAAAAGGACAGCACAAACUCUAUCGUUACGAUGGGCAACAUUUUAGCAUUCCUAAUUCGGGCCUGGCCCCUGUGGAUUGUGUCCGAGACCCCAGGAUAGGACGCAUAUGGACCAAAACGAAGGAGCUGGAACUGGCAGUCCCCAAAUUUAAGAUUGACGAGUUUUACGUGGGGCCCGUGCCUCCCAAGCAAGUCACCUUUGCCAAGUUGAACGACAACAUCCGCGAAAACUUCCUGGCAGACAUGUGCAAGAAGUACGGCGAAGUGGAAGAAGUGGAGAUCCUCUACAACCCAAAGAACAAGAAGCACCUGGGGAUUGCCAAAGUGGUCUUUGCCACGGUCAAAGGGGCCCGGGAAGCGGUCCAGCACUUGCACAACACCUCUGUCAUGGGCAACAUCAUCCACGUGGAGCUGGACACCAAAGGUGAAAAGCGCAUGCAUUUUUAUGAGCUCCUUGUGAAUGGACUCUACACUCCUCAGACCCUUCCUGUGGAGAAUGAGCCAGAGGCAUCCUCUCCUGUGAAUGAAGCCCUUCAGUUGGCUGAUACUCUGAAACGCCUAAAAGACAGUAGCCUUUCUUCCGUGGGAUCAUCAGCUACCCCCAACAGUAGCACCCCAUUUUCCCACGAUACAGCCUUUUCAAGUUGUCGACAAGAUACACCCAACUCUUUCAGCCAGUUCACGCCUCAGUCCCAAGGAACCCCUCUCACCCCUCGCCUGGGGACUCCAUUUUCCCAAGACUCUGCAUACUCUAGUCGCCAGACCACGCCAGCAUACCAUUUUGGACAGGACUCCGGAUAUAAACCCAGGAGACAUGAAACAAAAUUUACGGAUGCCUACAAUCGACGCCCAGGCCAUCACUAUGUCCAUAACUCAGUGGGUGCUUUUCGGAGCUCGGAACAUCAGUUCAGUGCAUUCAAGCCCCAUCAGCAAGAGACUGUGCAAUACCCCCACACUUCUCCGUUGAGCCACUCAGGUUCUUCAACAUUCAAAUCAGCCUUCUCCCCAUACCAAGCCCCAGCAACAUAUCCCCCUCCUGAAGAGCCACCGUUUCCUCAAACGUCUAGGGACUUAGAGUACCGACGGCCACCUCCACCACCAACAGAGGUGGUAGUUGAAAGUAGCUCAGCUACCACUGUUGAUUUUGUGCCUGUGAAGGAAAAGCCUGAGGAGCCGCCACCUUUGCCAGAGUCCAAAAGUCUUAAUGAACCAACAACAGUGGCAGCCUUCUCACAGACUCCAGAAAGGAGUGAGACUCCAGGAACCCCGACCACAGAAUCUGAAAUUCAGCAUAACAGUUUAGACUCACGGAUUGAGAUGCUCUUAAAAGAGCAGCGAUCCAAGCUCUAUUUUCUCAAUGAGCAUGACUCAGACAAUGAAAUUCGAAUGGAAGGUAGUCCCAUCUCCUCCUCCUCUUCCCAGCUUUCUCCAAUCCCAAACUUUGGUUCCAACUCCCAGCCCAGCUACAGAGCACAAACACCUUCCUCGCGUCCUUCUAGCACUGGCUUGGAAGACAUCAGCCCAACACCAUUGCCUGAUUCAGAUGACGAUGAGCCGAUUCUUGGAACCGCUUCUCUCAUCCAAAAUGCAAGAGGCACAUCAGAUGCUAGCAUGACUCCUGUUGAUCAGCUGAAUAGGACAUCCAAAACAGAGUCCUCUGAGGCUAAAGAAAUGCUGCCUUCUAAUGAUAGUCCAACUCCUGAACAAAUGGAAGAGUGUCAUCAGUCAUCAGGGGAAGACAUGGAGAUCUCUGAUGAUGAAAUGGCCUCAUCGCCAAGCACAGAAUGUGCCAAAAACAUUGUGGUGAACUCGGCUGUGAUGGCUUCCUCGAUCCCCAUGCCACCACCUGGCUUCCCCCCUUUGCCUCCACCACCUCCACCCCAGACAGUCUAUCCAAUGCCACCCCCUCUCCCUCCGCCACCACCACCAACUCACCCUGCAGUGACUGUCCCGCCUCCGCCCCUGCCAGCACCCCCAGGGGUUCCCCCUCCUCAUAUCUUGCCUCCACUCCCUCCCUUCCACCCUGGAAUGUUCCCUGUCAUGCAAAUGGAUAUGAUCAGUGUCUUGGGCAACCAGUGGGGUGGCAUGUCGAUGUCUUUUCAAAUGCAAACCCAGAUGUUGAGCCGCCUGAUGCAAGGGCAGAACUCGUACCAGUACCCUCCUUUCCUGGGGAACCGGAUGCAGUUUGUGAACCUUCCUCCUUACCGACAUUUCUCCAUGGGAGCAGCUGUCAACCGGGGACAACAGUGGCCGCCUUUGCCCAAGUUUGAUCCGUCUGUUCCUCCCCCGGGUUAUGAGCCCAAGAAGGAAGACCCACACAAAGCUACUGUAGACGGUGUGCUCUUGGUGAUUGUGAAGGAACUUAAAGCAAUAAUGAAAAGAGACCUGAACCGGAAGAUGGUGGAGGUGGUGGCCUUCAGAGCAUUUGAUGACUGGUGGGACAAGAAAGAGCGCUUGGCCAAGGCAUCACUUACUCCAGUGAAAUCUGGUGAAAACAAAGAUGAGGAAAAGCCAAAACCAAAGGAUCGCAUUACGUCUUGUCUCCUGGAGAACUGGCAUAAAGGCGAGGGUCUGGGUUACGAAGGCAUCGGCUUAGGCAUUGGACUACGAGGAGCCAUCCGGUUACCAUCUUUCAAGGUGAAGAGAAAGGAGCCACCUGAAGCUGCCUCAGCUGGAGACCAGAAGAGACUGCGGCCCUCUACAUCGGUAGAUGAUGAAGAUGAAGAAUCUGAACGCGAUCGAGACCUGCCUGAUGCGGCAUCAGACCUCUCCAAGAAGGAUGCUGAAGCUGUAGGCCUCAGAAGGAGACCGGGCAGGCCAUUGGAACUGGAUAGUGAAGGGGAGGAGGCGGACUCAGCUAAAGAGGAGGAGGAAGAAUCUUCUUCAGAAAAGGAGCCAGAGCAGGAGGAAGAGGUGAUGAAACCAGCAUCUGACAAGGAAGAGGAGGAAGAGGAAGACAUCAAUGAAGAAGAAGAAGAAGAGGAGGACGUGGAAGACGAAGAAGUUGAAACAGAAAUGAGUGAAAAAGAAGAGUAUCAGGAUUCUGAAGAAGACGAUGUAAAAAGCCUGGUUUCCUCCAGAGCAGAGCUUGAAUCAUCUGAUGAAAGUGAUGAGUCCUCAGACUUUGGGACAAGCUCUGACUCCGAUGAUGAAGAUGAUGAAGAUGAGGAGGAGGAGGAGGAGGAGGAGGAGGCAGAGGAGGAGGAAAGCUAUGAGGAGCAAGCAGAAGAUAAUGAAGGGAUAUCUCUACAGCAAGAAAGAGAAGAUGCUGAGCUAGCUGAGGAGUCGCUCCUUCAUGAGCCUGAAAACGAUGAUGAAAAGGAGACAAUUCUGGAAUUGUUUGCAGUGGAUGACUACAUGGGAGAGACUCCUCUGGUACUGGGACAAGUUCCAAUUCCAGAAGGAGAGGAACGGAAGGAAGAUGUCCGGCAACCAGAAGAGGAAAGUGGGGAGGUGCCUGAAGAGUCUCUUGCUGCAGAAGUUCUAAUAGUUAUUGAGAGAGCCCAGGAGGAAAAGCUACAAUUGUCUCCAGUGUGUACACCAGUGUCAGUGGAGGAACCCGAACCAAAUAUCGAGCACAAGCCUGAAAUGCUGGAUGGUCCAAAGCCAGAGACUCAGGAAGAUGAAAACCUCCGUCCGCCGACAUCAUUGGGGCUGCUUGGAGAUGUCUUACCCAGCAAGACCUCAUUUUUCUCCAAGCAAGAAGACAGCAGUUUAUAUGCCCAAGCAAAACCCAAGCUGUCCUUCAUGGCCGAGGAGGAAGGUCGGCUUCCUCGAACUCCAGGGAGGGAAGUGCUGUCUCACUUGGAGUCUCCCAUGCUUUCCAUGGAAGCUGUGCCAUCUUGUUCGCUCCCCCUCCCCUGUGGGAUGUCAGGCAAAGAGGAACUGUUGCUUCUUCCUGACAAGUUCCUGGGUCAGGUACCCAUGACCAAACCACCGCUAGAGGAAGAGCUGCCUCGGACUCCGGGCCGGGAUAUUUUAGCAAAGUGCUCGCACAGCCUCUCCAAGUCUCAGAGUACGGACACUAUCCCACCCACACCAGGCAGCGAUGCUCCUCUCACAGGGAGCAGCUUGACUUUAAGUUCCCCUCAAGUCCCAGGCAGCCCCUUUUCCUACCCCUCUCAGUCCCCCAGCAUCAACAGUGGUGGCAUUCCUCGGACUCCUGGUAGGGACUUCACUUUCACGCCGACGUUUCCAGAGCCUGGUGCUACCCUUCCUUGCUUUUUAUCCAGCAAGAAGCUCUCUGAGGACGAACCUGAUGAGAAGGUCUUUAAAGAGCCUCUGAGUGCUUCUCUCCUGGCUGGUGUGAACAGUGUACCCUCCCCCAUUCCCUUUGCCAGCCCCCCAGUCGCAGCUUUCCAUGCACAUGUCGAGUUGCCGCCCAACCAGCCAGUACCUCUCACUGUUCAGUCUUGCUUGUUCAUUGACUCCAAGAUGUCUCUGGAGGAACACAGCAUGGACACACAACCCCUCUUGUCCUUUGCCCCAGAACAGACGGGGUCCUCCCCACCCCUCCCUCCUCCCCCGCCCUCCUCUGUCUUGCCCCUCAAAAGGAAGCCAGGUCGACCCAAACGAUCCUCUCCGCUGGGGCCGAUGUUGGAGCCUUAUUCCAGCAAACCCCUCGAGCCACCUCUCCUUCCGAUCCCAGUUGCCUUGACUGAAAGUGCUGUGAACAAAGAGUUGCUGAGUGGCCACCCAGAGGCUUUCUAUCCCCUGAAAGACCCUGAAGCAGUGACUCUGGAUUUCCGGAAUGACUGCUUUCAUGACAAAGUUAGCCCUGAGGUUUUAUCUGAGAAGCUUCCCUUCAAGGAGCUGGAGAACCAGUGGAAUGAGGAUGUCAAAGAGGACGAGGCUUACCUGAAAUGCAAGAGACAGUGGAGGCGGCAAAAGAAGAGGCCAGACGACCUCCCAACAAUUCCUUCCCCUGAGUAUUCCCCACAACGGUUUCACUUUAGGCCCCGGUCAGAGUUUGAGGAAAUGACCAUUUUGUAUGAUAUUUGGAAUGGAGGGAUAGAUGAGGAAGAUAUCCAUUUCCUUUGCAUUACGUAUGAUCACUUGUUGCAGCAAGACAAUGGCAUGGACUGGCUCAACGAUACCCUGUGGGUAUACCAUCCUCCAACCAGCUUCUCUACUGCAAAGAAGAAGAAACGAGAUGAUGGGAUACGGGAGCAUGUUACAGGCUGUGCGCGAAGUGAAGGCUACUACAAAAUCGACAAGAAAGAUAAGCUAAAAUACCUCAAUAACAGCCGUGCAUUUGCUGAGGAGCCUCCAGCCGAUACACAGGGAAUGAGCAUCCCUGCCCAGAUCCAUGUUUCCACCCGAGCAGGCUCUGAGAGGAGGUCAGAGCAACGUAGGCUCCUGUCAUCCUUCACUGGCAGUUGCGACAGUGACUUGCUCAAAUUCAACCAACUCAAGUUCCGAAAGAAAAAGCUAAAAUUUUGUAAGAGUCACAUUCAUGACUGGGGACUCUUUGCCAUGGAGCCGAUUGCUGCUGAUGAGAUGGUGAUCGAGUAUGUGGGCCAAAACAUCCGGCAGGUCAUUGCAGACAUGCGAGAGAAGCGAUAUGAGGAUGAAGGCAUUGGGAGCAGCUACAUGUUCAGAGUUGAUCAUGACACAAUUAUAGAUGCAACAAAGUGUGGAAACUUUGCCAGAUUUAUUAAUCACAGUUGCAAUCCAAAUUGCUAUGCUAAAGUCAUCACAGUGGAAUCCCAAAAGAAGAUUGUCAUCUACUCAAAGCAGUACAUCAAUGUGAAUGAGGAAAUCACUUAUGACUACAAAUUCCCCAUUGAGGAUGUCAAGAUCCCUUGUUUGUGCGGUUCAGAGAACUGCAGAGGGACCCUGAAUUAAAGCCCAAAGUUGUUUGCCACAUGUUGGCUGUGUCCGGAUUGUGGUAACCAAGGCGGUUGCACUUUUGCCAAACGAGGAGGAGGUAGAAGCAGAGGAAGGGGCAGGAGAGACAUCCACCGGAUGGCACGGUCUGUCCAUCGGUCAGGAGAAGUGCAAAUUGCAGACGCACACUAAGACUCUUCAAGCUACAGGUGCUUUCCCCCCUUGAACCCAGCGCUCCCCUCCCUGGCAAAUAGCUCCCAUUAUGCAGUGGCACCAUAAAUCAAAACACUAUCCCCCUCUCUCGCUCACUCCAUAAUGGCACAGCUCUCAUGGGUAUAGUAAGGUACCUUUGCGUCAUUCAGAAACGUUCCUUUUUACAUAAGACGCUGCUACCUUUUUGUCAUUAAUUUUGUUUUUAGGGGUGGAGGGAGUGAGGGAAAGGCAUUCAGCUUUUUUAAAAUGUGAAGGGUGGGGGGCAGGUAUCCCUAAAUGGAUUGGAAGCUAGCCGGCAUAGCUGUUCAAUGAACAUCAGGUGCUUAGGCUCCAGGGCAGGCUGGGGAUUUCUGUUUGAGUUUGUGGAGCACACUUGUCUCUUCUCCCAUCUCUUGAUCCAAGGAAGAUCCAAAAUACCGAAAGACGUAUAUCUUUGCCUUCUCAGUGUUCCUGUGUACUCUGCUAGUGUACUUGUGGAGUGAGUGGGAGAAACUGUUGGUUGUGCUAGAGUGAUAGUGAAGAGGACCCUCACUUUUCCUUUUCAAAAGAAAAGCAGCAUUUGUUUGUUUUUCCUUCACUGUAGCAUUGCUUUUUGCUGUAGAAGUCUUUGGCCCACCAGUUCCAGUCAGGCAUCUCCUCUUCUUCUCUGUGAGGCUUCCUGAAAAAGCCAGCACAAACCUGCUCCAAAUGAAGCAGAAGGAUUGGGCUGAGGGGCAUCCAAACCCAAACCAAAGGCAACACUUUUGCCCUUGGUGCUUCUCCACCAUCAGCACUUCCUAGUGUGACCCUUUAAUAGUCUCCUUAAGCACUAUCCCCAUAGGUUUGUGCCUCGGUACUCUGAAGGUGUCUUGAAGGUUUUGUCAUUCUUGGCCAACUGAACAGUGUCGUCCUUGGUGGCUAAAGUCCUGCUUGUUAGUAUUCAGUUCAGCCGCUUUUGAAGGUGAGUGCACUGCGAGGGGAGCAGCUCUUUUAUGGCCUGAAAAAGCAAUACUUUUUUUAUCCUGACUUACUACAGCAAGCAAAUUGUAUAGUCAAAAUAAGGCUUCAUUUGAAAUCAUGACUCCUAAAUCAGAUUAUGGCCUGUGUUCCAACAAUGACAAGCUGAAUGAGUUUUUUAAAAUUGGAAUUGCCACCCAAGCAGAUAAAUUUUAUGUUUGAAACUACAAAUCAUGUAGCAAGGCAGUCCCUUUAAAAAUUGGUCCAGGUUUGCUGAGAAAGUAUCAAGGUAAGCAAAUGUUGAAACGUUUGCUCUUUUUUCAGUACUUGCCUGUCUCUUGCUCCAGGAAUGAAUUUACUGGACUUUAAAUGUAGUUAUACUUAGGAGGAGCUUGCUAGAGAAGAACAGGGCAUGUCUCAAUGCUGUCUUAAUCCAAUUGGCCUCCUCUUCCCCUCCCCAAGCAGGGCUAGCAUUUGGCGUCCUGCAUUCUCUUGAUGGGACCUUCCCAAAGCACUUCCCAUAAGGUCGUAGGAUUUUCCUAGCAAGCCCCUCUCAUCGUGGCCUGUGCCUGCUUUACAGCAUUAAAAAGUGAAUGGACUUCCCCCUUGCAAGACUUCAAGGGUCUAGAGGAAGACGGAAACUCUGGUGCCUUCUCGUGUUUUCUAGCCGAGGCACUUCAUUUGACCGCGGGUUUGCUCAGUCUGUAUUAACUUGAUUAUAGAAGUGAAAUACCAGAUUGGGAGCAGCUGGGUGGACUCCCAAGUAUCUUGUUUCUUUGAUACAAUUUUCUGCCUUCUUACGACGCCUCUCGUGUUGUGUUGUCUAGUCCCAUGCACCUGGACUUCCCAUUCUCUCUCAUGCCCAUCCAUGAGUGCAAUCUGCGUGGAGUGUCUCCACGCAGGCGGGCUUAGGGACGCUUGGGCAAGAGCAGUGUCUGGCGAGUGGGCGCUUCAUCCAGCCCUUUUUUCUGUGAAGCCAAUGGUUUGGGAGCCAGGCUCCCUUCAACAGUCACAACAGCACUAGGACUACUGCGGUCUCUUGUGUUCUGUGAGUUAAUUUGAGCCAGAACCUGAAACAGCUUCUGGGUGUGUGUCAGCCAUGGCGCACACCACCCCAGGGACUAGCCUGGCAGUGAUCAGGGCAGGAGGGAAGCAAUGUUCUCCCGGACCCUUCCCUGGCUUUGGUGGGAGAGGGGUCCUAACCUAUUUGCCUGCCUACGCACAAGCCUAUCCUGACUCCAAACUCAGAGUCCAUGGGCACUCCUCAUACCCCGGGGUGUGCUUUGUCCCUUGAAGGGCAAGAACUCUGGCAAGCAUGUGGUCAGCUUCUCUGUUGCCGGCUCAGACGAGGGUCAGGGCUACUUCCCGAGAAGAGCUUUCCGAAAGGAAUAGCAGCUCAGUCUUGAAAGAGGCACUGCAGCUGCAGAAGUGACCUGGGCCCUGCCGCAACCCUCCCACCCCAGAGGAGUGCCAAAGCUUUGACAACCUACCCAGCGGCCUUGUCUUUGAGGCUCCGAGGAGGGCAGGGGGUCAGCUUGGCAUCCACAGAGGUGUCCUCCCUGCCAACCUCCUCCAGCCAGGGUGGCUCUGUGCUUUGGAGACCAGCCUGCUUGGUUGCAUACAAUCAUUUCUCUCUUCCUCGUUUGAGGUUAAACUGUCGGGGUUCAGAAGGAGCCAGUCCCAGAACCAAUCUUUUCAUUAUCAAAGCAGCUUGUUUCUACAAUGGGGGAGGAGGAUAUAAUUUUUAAAUUUGGAUGGAAAAUUCUGUCUUGUUAUUUGUGACCUAUAUUCAGGGAUCAUUUCAGUGCUUUUCUGUAUAAAAUGUUUUGUUUGUUUUUUUAAAAAAGAGGGAAAAUGAAAAUUUUGACGUUUCAAAUGGACUCAUCAUCUGUACAUAAGCACCGUUCCAACUCUUCUCUUCAAACACUGUUUCUUGUAGAAACACGUUGAUUUGGGUUUUUGUUUGUUGGGAGGGCUGUUUCCUUUGUACUUUGAAAGCAUGUACAUAAUUUGUUAAAAGUGACUAUUGUAGUUUGGAGUUCUUUUUUAAAAGAUUGCCUGGCGAAGACCUCAAGGAGAGAGUGGACCUUUGGGAGCAUGACGCACUGAGGGAAUGUGCCGGCACCGUUUACAGCUUGUGUCAAGCUAUGUAUAAUGUAAAUUCUGUACAAACAACACUUUCUUUUUGGUCAGAUACAUAGAUCAAACUAGAAGCAUUAAGAAGCUGAAGAAUUUUUUAAAAAAUGCCAAGUGGAGGCUUUUUUUGUUAUAUGCCUUUCGGAUACCUUAACGUGAGAAAUCUAUUUAUUUCAGACAAGAAAAAUGUGUAUAGUCUAUUAAUGACAACCUAAAAUGUAUUUAAGCAAAACUGCAACUUUUGAUUAUUUUUUCCCAAAUUUCAUUUAUUUCAUAAUGUUCCUUCUCAAUUACCAAUGUAGUAUUUGUAGAAAUGACAAGGAAACUGUGUCAGUCCCGCUCUGGCGCUCAGUGGUGUUCCUGGGCCCAUGACUUGCUUGCGGAAAGGGAGGAAUAAUGCCCUGCUCAGGGUGGCACAUGCCACCAUGGGGCUCUCUGCAUCUAUUCAAUGGGAGCACUUGGGAGUGGGAAGUUACUUGGGAGGGGAAAAAAGGAGACACUAAAUUCAAGGGGUACUUCCUCCAAGGAAAAGCUGAGGUGGGAAAAACGUCAGCCCUUCUUUUCCUGUUUCAUAACUUCUGGAAAGACCCCAGUUUUUACUUCACAGUAUAUAAAAUAGCCUCCUUCAAAAGGGGAAAGGAAAAUGGUUUGCAAUAAAUGGCAUCUAUUUUUGUGUUCAUUGGAAAACAAAACCAGAAUUAAAUAUCUUGCCUUUGAGAUUUAGGGUUUUUUUUUUUAACAAUUUCUGCUCCUUUUUCUUUUCAACAACUGUAUAAAUUUAGGACCGUUCCGUGCACCUAGGCGCUGUCAUCAGUAUGUACCUUGUUUUGAAGAACGUGGGUUUUUCUUUUUUUGUUGUGGGUGUGUCAUGCUGUAAAUAUUUGUUCAUAUUUUUUUGUGAAUUGAAUACUAUGUACCAUUGUAUUAUAGUAACUUUUAUAAAGCAAACCAUAAAUAUACUGACCUUUCUUACAAAAAAAGACCCCCCUGUGUUUGGUUCAUUGGUGCCACAAUCAUAAUUCAUGUAAGGACUUAAACAUAAAAGCGCAUAGAGGGGAAGGGCUGCCUUUCACCUUUAAAGGGAUCCCUCAGUGUCCCUGAAGAAAAAAUGUUUGAGUAUGUGUCUUUGUCAAAGCAAAGAUUGCUGUGAGGCAAACGCUCUGGAAGAGGCUCAAAGGCCCAUUGGGGCAGAACAUUGGAGUCAAUGGGAGAGAGGGUCUCCAAGUAAAUAAAGGAAGACCACCAGGCACCUAGAGCUGGAAACAAUUUCACAUGAAUUCUGCAGGUGGAACUAUGUUAGGCACCUCCAGGACCUGCAAUUUUGCUGCAAGGGCCCCCAAUGUAGCCAAAAGGUCUGGGGCAUAGCCAAGCGCCUCCAUGAUUCCAUGUUCCAUUAGUCACAGAGUGGCUAUUGACAGAGACUAUCAUCUCUUUGGUCACAGGAGAAUGGAAGAAAAGGCCAUCUCUUGUUACAGCCCCAGAAAAGCUUUGGGCUCAUGGCCCCAAGUGCUUCUAAGCCGAGCAUAAAUGCAACAGCCUUCCUCCCAUAGUCUCUCUCCAUUCCCUCAAGCAAUGGCAAGGGGUUGGAUCAAUGGUUCUUGUGGUCCCUUUCAACUCCCCGAGUCAAUGAAAUGACUCGUGAAUAGGAAAUAGUGCAGUCUGAACCUCAUGGUCUUUUGCGAAGGUGGCAACUGCUCUCUGUCCUCAGCUCUUAGGCAGGAUCAGUCAUGACCAGAGACAGAGGUGGGAGGUGUUUGACCAGCAGAAGUUGGGAAAGGUCAUCAAAGGAAGGGAUGCUCCCAGCCUUCUGCCCCUGGCAGCUGUCAUCCCACUGCCGCAACUACUAAGAGUGGAAGGAGAAGGGGGGAAUGCCAGUUUCAUCCAUACAAGCCUUCCUGACAAAUGCUUGGAUCAGGACCAGACACGUUUGGUGGUGGCUUGUUUUCCCCCAGCCAAUCUUUUCAGAGGAUUCUUGCUCUAAUGGACCCAGAAAGAAACCUUUUUGCUUUGAAUCUUUUUAUUUGAUAAAAACAGGCCAGGGGGGAGAUGACUUCUGGAUUUUUGCUGCAGAAGACUUGAGUGAGAUCAGUUUUGCCACUGCUUGCUUACUGCCUUCUGGUGGGACCCAAGGAUCCCCUCUUCUGUGGGAUAUCACAUGACAGUGGAGUCUCCGCUGGAUGUCAGGAUGGUGAGGUUUCCCCGGGCGUCCUGGUCUGCUUCAAUUGCUUCAAACAAA
Anolis sagrei ordinatus is the source of this 11788-nucleotide messenger RNA. The record is from RefSeq and is a predicted model, not a curated record. Lineage: Eukaryota; Metazoa; Chordata; Lepidosauria; Squamata; Anolidae.